AUGGCGGCGGAGUCUGCCUGGUGCUGGCCGUGGCUCAGCUCCGGCGCGGCGUGGUUCCUCUUCUUCAACGUCGUCGUCGGCGCCGUGGCAGUCCUAUCCUGGCGGCAGGGCGGCGACGAGCCGAUGUCCAGGCGGAGGAGGCUCACCCGGAGCGCGUCGUCCAUGGUCAUGGAGCGCCUCCGCUCCAUGUCCGUCUUCGCCGCCUUCCACUCCGUGCCCGAGCACGACUACGGCAGCGGCCUCGCGUCGCCGCCGUCGCUGUCGCAGCUCCACCACGUGCAAGAGUACUACACGUCGUCGCAAGUAGAGGGAGGAGAGGAGGUCGGGCACGCGGUGAAGCAGCCGGAGCCAGCCCUGCCGGAGGGGGAAAGGGAAAGGCUGGCGGCGGCGACCGUGGCUCCGUCGACAUUAAGCGAUCCUGAUGCAGCAGCAGCAGCGGAAGUACGUUCAGCGGCUUCUGUGUCAGGGAGCGUCAAGGCAGAAGCAGAGACACGGAUGGAGGUGUCGAGAUGUUUGGGAGACGCGUGCACUGUAGCAGUGGUCCGGCAGCGAGCCGCGCCGGAGCCGGAGCCAACUCCAGCCACGGCCCCCGCCAAGAGUGCUACGACGGAGAGGCCGAGGAAGCGGGAGCCGGCGAAGGUGGCGGAGACUGUCGGGCGGCGCGUGCAUGCGGAGAUAGAAGAGAAGGCUGAGGUGAACGCGCGGGCCGAGCGGUUCAUCCGGCAGUUCCGGGAGGAGCUCAAGCUGGAGCGCAUCAAAUCCAUCAUCAACCAGAGCGCCGCCGCAUCGGCACGGUAG
This is a messenger RNA of Triticum turgidum subsp. durum (durum wheat), 798 nucleotides long. The record is from the annotation of a GenBank genome assembly. Lineage: Eukaryota; Viridiplantae; Streptophyta; Magnoliopsida; Poales; Poaceae.